AUGUUUUUAUUGUUCGGAUUAAAAGCCCGGCCACAAUCACAACAACAGCAGCAAGAGGAAAAACAACAACAGAAACACCAUCACCAACAUCUACAACGAUCACGGUCACGAGAGAAGGAGCAGCAGCAGCUACAACAGCCGAAAAAACAAUCACAUAUCAUCGAGUCAUCAACGAAUCGAACAAAAAGCCAAAUUUACAAUUCUGCAACAACAGCAACAAAUCCUGCAACACCUACAUCCUCGUCAUUGAAAGGCCCACAGAUAACAACAGCCAAGCUGUUAAGCCAACAACAUCAGCACUACCAGCCAGAGCAACACCAGACGACAUUUGCAUUGCAGGCAACAGCAACAACAAGCACUAUUCAUGGGCAUGGAGGAGCAGCAUCACUGUCAUCAAUACAAGACCAUGGAACACCAGCGUCAGCCACAGCCGCAGUCACAUCCUCAUCAUCCGCAUCCACAUCACCGCCAUCCUCAUCAUCAUCGCCACCAACGGGAAAUUUAACUGUAACGCCUCGUUGCCUACACCUGCAUUUGCAUUUAAUUAUUGUGAUUAUCUUGGCCUGCUGUACAAGAAGGCUUCACUGUUUACCCGACGGUCGAGCCACAUGUCGCUCUGUGCCCGGCCUGACCAAAGAUCAAUUGGAACUCUGCUACAAAGCCAGCGAUGUAACCACGGCUGCCUUAGAAGGUCUCGACCUGGCCAUCAGAGAGUGUCAAACGCAGUUUCAAUGGCAUAGGUGGAAUUGUUCAUCACUCAACACAAAAAGCCGCAAUCCCCAUGCAUCGAAUCUCUUGAAGAAAGGUUAUCGUGAGAGCGCAUUUGCCUUUGCCAUCUCAGCUGCCGGAGUGGCCCAUAGUGUGGCCCGGGCCUGUAGCCAGGGUCGCCUCAUGUCCUGUGGCUGUGAUCCCUCGGUGAAUCGCAAAACCCUUAACAAAAAUCUCCGUCAAAGUCUGGACAAGGAGAAGAAACUAUUUUUACAGUAUCUGGAAACAAAUCAAAUUCUCAAUCCGGAAGAUGAGAAGAAAUAUGAACGCUCCAAGAUUGCCAGCCGCUGGAAAUGGGGAGGUUGUUCGCAUAACAUGGAUUUUGGUGUGGAAUUUUCCAAGCUGUUUCUCGAUUGUCGUGAAAAGGCCGGGGAUAUACAAUCGAAAAUUAAUCUGCACAAUAAUCAUGCCGGGAGAAUUGCCGUGUCCAACAACAUGGAAUUCCGUUGCAAAUGUCACGGCAUGUCCGGCAGUUGCCAGCUGAAAACCUGCUGGAAAUCAGCUCCAGAUUUUCAUGUGGUAGGCAAAGUCCUCAAACAUCAAUUUAGACGAGCCUUACUGGUCGACCAAUCGAAUUUGGGUAAUGGCGAACCCAUUGUCGUCCUGAAACGUUCACGCAAUAAAAAAUCCAACAAUGCCAAUGGAAAUGGUGAACGCACGGGUGAGCGACAUGAACGCCCCUCAAACGCCAAAUCAAAUACCGAGAAAAAUGCUCAACGAUCCGCCCGUAAAUUAGAGACAUCUCUAUUCUACUACCAAAGAUCACCGAAUUUUUGUGAAAAAGAUCCAUCUGCUGAUAUUUUGGGCACAGUGGGUCGCAAAUGUAAUCGCAAUAGUACUUUAAGUGAUGGCUGCACCUCGUUGUGCUGUGGCCGUGGUUAUAGCUUAGUUAAGGAACGUCGUGCCGAACGUUGUCAUUGUAAAUUCCAAUGGUGCUGCAAUGUGGAAUGCGACGAAUGUCACGUUGAAGAAUGGAUAAGUGUUUGCAAUUGAAUAGGGGAGAAGACAAAACGAACGCAAUAAAAGUGAAUGGAAAAGGAAACGAAAUAAUAAAUACAAAAUAAAAAUAUAUAAAAACAAUAAAAACCAUAACAAAUAAUAAAAGUAACUUUUUAUAAAAAAAAAAACAAACAAACAACAAGAACACAAAUAAACACAACAAAACAAAAAGAAAGAAAAUGAAAAAAAGAAAACAAAAACAAACAAAUUCUACCAAAUAUUAUGUGAA
This is a messenger RNA of Musca domestica (house fly), 1996 nucleotides long. RefSeq names its product protein Wnt-10b (gene Wnt10). Gene Ontology annotation, molecular function: cytokine activity; frizzled binding. The coding region runs from base 1 to 1761 and encodes 586 amino acids. Gene Ontology annotation, biological process: multicellular organism development; canonical Wnt signaling pathway; cell fate commitment. Lineage: Eukaryota; Metazoa; Arthropoda; Insecta; Diptera; Muscidae. The transcript has 6 exons. Gene Ontology annotation, cellular component: extracellular region. The record is from RefSeq and is a predicted model, not a curated record.